This is a messenger RNA of Pieris macdunnoughi, 2151 nucleotides long. NCBI's taxonomy places the organism in Eukaryota, Metazoa, Arthropoda, Insecta, Lepidoptera, Pieridae. The record is from the annotation of a GenBank genome assembly.
AUGGGCCUUCUAUCAGACCCAGAAUAUGGAUCGAUGCGAUUCAUAAAAGUUCUAAAAAGGAUCCAUUCGCCUCUGUGUUUUCUAUUUUACAUUGGUGCUGUUGUAUGGUUCUUUUUAUUAGGGCACCGGGAGUUCAAUAAUGAUACUUACUUCUCGGAAAAUGCAUUACUGCCAGGCCUGGUAACCAAUGAAUUCAAUGGAGAACAAGCUGCGAAACAAUUUCAUAAUGAACUUCUUCAAGAGCUUGAGGAUAAAUAUGAAGAUACAGAUGAGAUGCCAGUGCCAUGGUUGGUUGCUAAGAUGUCGCAGAUUCAUUUAGAAGUGUACACACACAACUUCACACUUAAUUACCCUCUUGGACAAGGACAGGUAUUCAAAGGAACAAAUGUAUAUGGCAUCCUCAGAGCACCUCGAACAUCAUCACUGGAAGCACUGGUGCUCACAGUUCCAUAUAGACCUUUAUCCUCUCAUCAGAAGGGAACUACAGCUGGCAUUGCACUAAUGCUGGCUUUUGCACAAUUUGCUAGACCUAAAAAGUAUUGGGCCAAGGACAUAAUAUUUCUUGUAACGGAACAUGAGCAACUAGGUAUGCAAGCAUGGCUGGAAGCCUACCACGGUCUUCAAAGUGAUUCUGGCACAUUUUAUACCAACCUUGGUAGUUUUUGGAAGUCAAAGAAAAAAGGAUGGGAAUGGACCAAUCAUAGUCGGUGUUUGGAUCCCGGUACUUUAAAAGGAAGGUCAGGAUCGAUACAAGCAGCUAUUAAUUUGGAGUUUCAUACACCAAAGAUAAAGUACAUAGAAGUGAAAGUGGAGGGUCUGAAUGGACAAUUGCCGAACUUAGAUUUAGUAAAUUUAGUGCACAAACUAUGCGUUAAGUCUGGAAUACAUCAUUCCUAUAAAAACAGUUAUGCCUGGGUAAGAAAUCGUAACAGUAUGGACGGAUGGGUGGAUGGAGUGUGGACUAUGUUGGGGAUGAUGUCGGCUCAAAUAGCGGGGGUACCGAACGGCAACCACGGCCUUUUCCAUCGAUUCGGAAUCGAAGCCGUGACCCUCGAAGGUCGAGAUGCCGACGACCCGGCAGGAAUUCCGCCGAGAGUCCACCAAUUAACGGCAACGAAUUUCUACAGACUAGGAACGGCAUUAGAAAGCAUAUUCCGAUCUUUGAAUAAUUUGCUGGAGAGAUUCCAUCAAAGUUACUUCUUCUAUUUGCUGGCAGCGACUGAUCGCUUUAUUUCUAUUGGUCAGUACAUGCCGUCCCUGUGCCUUCUUUGUGGGGCGAUGCUAAUACGCGCUCUAUCUCUAUGGGUGACUAUACAAAAAGAAGACGAUAAAAAAGAAGAUAAGAAAGACAACGACAAAGAUAAAGAUGAAAAGGAUAAGGAAGAAAGUAAAGUUAUCGAAAAUCGUGAAGGGUUAAGAAAAAGAGUUAAAGGAGACUUAAAAGAAGAUAGAGAUAAAAGUAUUUUCAAAGAAGAUAGCGAUAUAAAAGAAACAGAAAGUAUUAGUAUUGUCAGUAUUGGGGCAAAUUAUUUUUUGGCGCAUUUGAUUGGGUUGGGUGUUUUGAAUUCUCCUCUUGUCUUUAGUCAUAUUGGAGCAAAAUACUUCGAUAAGCCAUCAGAAGUCUCCGUCUAUUACGGACUAUUUUGUGUGUCCGCGCUUAUAGUGGUUAUAUCACCAUUCCUCUUGAAGCUAUUUCGUCAACGCCCUGCGAACAGAGAUGAACUGACUAUUAUCAAUAUUCUGCUCCUCAUAGAAAUGUCCACGUUGGGUCUUUGUGUGGGUAUGCAUAAUAUAUCAUUGGGGCUGUGUGUGUGUGCGUUGUAUACUCCGUUAGCCCUGCUCGUCGGUGUCCGAGAAGCGAAGGGUGGACUUAAACGGUCACUUUCAGUAUAUCUGAAACAGUGCAUAUGCCUCCUGCUGCAUCCAUUGGUGAUUUUAACGGUGUGUAUGAUGGUGUAUUCCCGGGUUCUAUUCCCGGAAGAACCACUUCUGAGUGCGUUGGGUCGAGGGAGAGAUGCGGCGAUGCAAGCAAUCAUGUUCUCUAUUGUGGAUUCCUUGAUAUAUGGAAACUGGUUGUUCAACGUGGCGACGACAGUGUUAUUGCCCGUUUGGAUUAUAUCUUGGCAAUUAUUGUGUGUUACUGUCGCUUAG